CAGCAACACAAGAAUCUUCUGUUGAUGUAACUGCCCGCCUGCUCCACAUGCCUGCCCCUGCCCCAGCAGCCCCAACGCGUCUUCCAGAUAACCGAAGGCCGUACCUUCGUGAUAUGCCCGUUCUAACUCCAAGCAUGCCCUCUUGAUGACCUCGAUUUAACUGUGCUCGUUGUUGUUAUUGUCUUUUUAGCUAAUUGCGACCUUGGUUUGGAUUUUCGAGUUUCGGUUUUUGGUACCAAGCUCAGCACAAAUUAGCCCCUACCUACAUCUAUAUUUCACUGUGCCACUUCUCCCAUGCAGAGCCGGUCUCGUCGAGGCGAGACGCCUGCAUCGACCGCCAAUGUGCGGUCAGGCACCGGAGCUCGCAUGGGCUCCCGUCUCGCCACAUCCAGAACAUCGAAUCUAAGGCAGCCCAUGCAUCAUGCCGUCGCCGCUGCGAGAAUCGAUCGUGCCGCUGCUGCGUCGCCCGCCGAGUCCCUGUCAUCGGUUGCAACAACAGGCACGAAGCGCAAGGAGCGUGACUUCGAGGUAGACAGCGCACAAGAGACAAACAUCCAAGUCGUCGUACGGUGUCGCGGUCGAAAUAAACAGGAACAGCGCGAGAGUAGCGCCGUUGUUGUGUCUACCGAUGCCGUUCGAGGGAGCGUCGUCGACCUGUCCAUGGGACCUAGCGCCCUCAGCAACAAAACCUACAACUUCGACCGUGUUUUUUCUCCGGCCGCUGACCAGAGCAUGGUAUACGAGGAUGUCGUGAAGCCCAUAUUGGAGGAGAUGUUGAGCGGCUACAACUGCACUAUUUUCGCCUAUGGUCAGACCGGCACGGGUAAAACAUACACCAUGUCGGGAGAUAUGGACGAGACAUUCGGCCUAUUGUCUGAUGAGGCCGGUAUCAUCCCCCGUGUGUUGCACUCGCUGUUCAAGAAGCUGGAUUCGGAAGACACCGAGAGCUUUGUGAAGUGCUCCUUCAUCGAGCUUUACAACGAAGAGCUGCGAGAUCUCAUGUCCGUCGACGACAACACCAAGCUGAAGAUUUUUGAUGAAGUGUCCCGGAAAGGCCACGCCACUACCGUCGUCCAGGGGAUGGAGGAAGCCCAUAUCAGAAACGCAUCAGAGGGAAUCAAACUGCUCCAGGAGGGUAGUCUAAAGAGACAGGUCGCAGCUACGAAAUGCAAUGAUCUCAGCAGUCGAAGUCACACUGUUUUCACCAUAACGGCCUGCGUCAAGAAGGCUGGCGAAGACGGUGAAGAUUGGGUUAGUGCUGGAAAAUUAAACCUUGUUGAUCUCGCUGGUAGCGAGAAUAUUCAACGAUCCGGUGCUGAGAACAAACGUGCCGCCGAGGCCGGCCUGAUCAACAAGAGUCUCCUCACUCUCGGGCGGGUCAUCAAUGCUCUGGUGGAUCACAGUUCACAUAUUCCUUACAGGGAGUCUAAGCUAACCCGUCUUUUGCAAGACUCCCUCGGAGGUCGAACGAAAACUUGCAUUAUAGCCACCGUUUCUCCAGCCAAGAGCAACCUUGAGGAAACCAUCUCAACUCUUGACUAUGCCUUCAGGGCCAAAAACAUUCGCAACAAGCCCCAAGUUAACCAAAUGAUCCGGAAGGGCGCUUUACUUAGGGAUUUGGCGCACGAAAUCGAGAAGUUAAAAAGCGAGCUGAUUGCAACACGACAACGGAAUGGAGUCUAUCUAUCUAAUGAGAGCUACGAAGAGAUGGCUACAGUCAGCGAAUCGAGGCGAAUACAGAACGAUGAGCAAGCCGCCAAGAUUGAGACUCUGGAGUCCAACCUCCGAAACAAGGUGCAAGAACUUUUCUCCUUAACGUCAAGCUUCAUGGGUUUGAAGAAAGACCAUGAGGAGACGAAGCUACAGCUAGAAGAUACCAAGGGUGUCUUGGACCAGACGGAGCUUGUGCUGGAGGCCACACGCAAAACCCUCGCUGAGGAAACUCUUCUUCGCAAAGCACACCAAAAGACAGAGGAACAGAUGCAUGUCAUGGGAAACAAGCUCAUCAAAACGCUUCACCAAACAGUCGGGCAUGUUGGGGGUCUACAUGCCAAGAACAAGAGAAAAUCCGAUCUUCAGGCGCUGAAUCGCACAAACUGGGGUCUUGCUCAAGACCAGGUAUCUGAAAUUACAUCCUUAGUCGAAGCCCGCAUAGAGGAAUUCCAGAGCGAACAGCAACAACACAUCUCUAGCAUAUCAGAACGCAUGCAAACCUUUGUCGAGGCAGAACUAGAGAAGCUUUCAUCAACGCAGUCCUUUCUUAAUCGAAACCUCGAAGUCUUUUCCUCGUCGAAGAAGGAGCUAGUAGAACAGAGGCAGAAGUCGAAAGAAGAGAUGGAUCAGGUGCUAGAAGAAAUCAAAGAAGUACGCGACAACAUUAAAGAACGGGUUGACGAGAGUCUCCGUGCGAUCGCGACAGCCGCGGAAACAAUCGCAGAGGACGUCCUCAGCGAGCUUGGUACAUUCCACAACCUCUUGCAUACGUCAUAUUCCGCCUUAGGUAAAGACUUCAAAGCUAUUUUUGAGGAAUUAUUGAAUCACAACGCUGCCCAGAGGAAAGAGUCCGACGAUCUUAGAGUGCAGCUAGAGGAUGCUACUGAGAAAAUCUCGCAGUCCAAUGCGUCGAUCUCAAUUCAGAUACAGAAUGCAUUAGAUGAAGAAAGGAAAGAAGCUGGAGAGGAACGCCGUCUCUUGCUAGCACAGAUCACCUCUCUCAUUGACUCCCAAGCCAAGGCCCAGGAAACCCGCCUAGCAAACAGGGCAACUCUGAUUCGGCAGAAUGUUGAAGACAAUAGUACUUUAUUGGGGGGGAGUGUGGCGCAGUAUGCCAAAGGCAUGGAUAGUUGGAAUGCACGAGAAGGGAAAUUUCUUGACGAGAUUGCUACCUCUCGUGAAACACUGAAAUCCAAGCUGCAGGAUGACUGGACCGCCGCGAAUACUCAUAGCACCUCAAUUCAAAAGACGACCAAGUCCGUCCAUGCUGAAACAGUGCGGGUUGUCGACGAACAGAUCCGGGAUCUUGAUGCCCAGAUGACUUCUCUCGACGAUUUCGUAACACGUGCUCGCUCACAGAAUUCGGAGCAUGACAGUCAGCAUGCAACAUCAUUGAACAGCCUCUCCAGCACAGUAGAGGACUCGUAUGCGAACAUUGGUCAACACUUUCAAACAACGUGCUCUCGGGUUGAGGAGCUGGGUUCAGAGAUGGAAAUCGACAUCAAAGCUGCAGAAGAGGCACUUGAACCAUUACCCGCCAACUUGUGUCAACCUCUAGCCGAUCUUCGCGAAGAUAUCUCCAGUACAGUGAUAAGGGAAUACCAGCCAACGGGUGACACACCUCAAAAGCUGACAUACGACUAUCCUACUGAACUACCUCGCACGAAGGCACACACCUCCUUGAUUGCCAAGUUCAAUGGGGAGCCGUCGCCUAGUAAAGCACCUGUGUUUGCGGACACAGACACAACCCUGUCAGAAAAUCGAUCACCUUCUCGGCCCGUCACUAGCGAUGACUCGAGCGGUUUGUUGGAUCGUGGUCGUAGCGCACUAGCUGUAAGUCUUCGGGAGUUACACCCGAAUGUCAACAACAGUAAUCUCAUCUCCACAUUCGACCAGCGAGCGAGCACGACAAUACAUGGGCUUGCCAAUAGCAUCGGUCCCGGCAGCUUGAUGGAACCUGAAGAUGAUAUACCUGAGGAUAUGACGAUGCCUCGCCUCUCGCAGCAUUAGUCCCAGGAGGUGGCAAGGAGAUUUUCUCCCAAAGUAUUAGCAGGAGGAAGAGUCCGAGGUUGAACUGAAACGACAUCGUUGGCAAUACGGAGUUUGGAAGUUAUGAAUAUUGGCACUGGAGUUUACGAAAAGAGGCGUUGUGCUUGGCGGGACUUGGGGCACUAAGAUACCUACUAGUUAGUUCUUGUUGAAGCUUUAUCGAAUGCAGUUGGUCGUCGUAUAAAUAGUGAUUAAUACUACUCCUUCUAGCCCACAAUUUAUCUAUUUCGGGGGACUCAGUCCUCAAUGAGUA
This is a messenger RNA of Xylaria bambusicola, 4015 nucleotides long. Its product is annotated as P-loop containing nucleoside triphosphate hydrolase protein. The transcript has 4 exons. The record is from RefSeq and is a predicted model, not a curated record. Gene Ontology annotation, molecular function: plus-end-directed microtubule motor activity; ATP binding; microtubule binding. Gene Ontology annotation, biological process: microtubule-based movement; mitotic spindle assembly. Lineage: Eukaryota; Fungi; Ascomycota; Sordariomycetes; Xylariales; Xylariaceae. Gene Ontology annotation, cellular component: spindle microtubule; nucleus. Bases 295 to 3723 code for a protein of 1142 amino acids.